AUGAACUCUCUGACGGAUGAAACCGAUGCUGAUCUAGAUUUAUCACCAACUACCGCUUCAGAAUGCGAGGAGGGCGCGUCAUCUGUAGCACUCGACGCAGCUGUCCAAAUUCGUCCUCCGCAAUCAUUUUUCGCGUUUCUUCUGUGGUACUUUCGAAUGUUUUUGUUACAUUUGAGUCCAAUUUGGUUUGCGAUGUCCAUGGGAACAGGUAUUACAGCAGUGAUUCUCCAACUGCUUCCCUACCGAUUUCACGGACUGGAAACGAUUGCUCUUGUCUUUUUUGCCAUAACACUUUUUUUCUACUUGUUUUUCUUAUUUUUAAGCGUGAUAAGAUUUCUAUUAUGGCCUCAAGUAUUCUGGUUGCUCCUUUUUCACUCGACUCAUUCCGAUUUCCUGGGUUGUGUAUCUAUGUCUCUCAGCGUAAUUAUUAAUUUUUGUGUGGCUCAUUUUAUCAAGGAAAGAGAGGGCAGUUUUAGAUAUUUUGUAUGGGCCCUAUGGUGGCUAAAUGCUAGUUUCACAACUAUCUUGUGCUUUGGACUAACCUUCCUCAAAACAACAAGGCAUGCGCAAUACUUAAACAGCAUAACGGGUAUAUGGCUUCUGCCUAUGGUUGCUCUGAUUGUUGUUGCUUCUGCUGGAGGAGUUGUGUCUGACACGCUUCCCAUUCAUUAUGCAAAAAUGACAAUUAUUCUUUCUUACAUGAUGCUAGGCACCGGAUGGUCUCUUACCUUCUUCACUUUGACUCUCUACUAUGCACGACUCAUAUUCCACAAGGUGCCACCCGCGGCUAUCAUUAUUACAGUUUUUAUACCCCUAGGUCCAUGCGCCCAGGCAUGUUUUGGAUUCCUUCGGCUUGCAUCAGCGAUACAAAAUGUGUACAAAAACUCUGGUCAGUCUAUUUUUGGUGCAGGUCUUGUUUCCCCUGAAAAUGCGAGGCUCAUGGAUCUAGCUAUUCAGGCCUGUUCUGCUCUACUUGCGGUGAGCAUGUGGGGCUUUGCUUUUUUCUGGCUUUGUAUGGCCUUGACAAUCUGGGUCGAUACUUGGAUGGCCACGAAGUUAAAAUUCAAUUUAGGAUGGUGGGGAGCAUGUUUCCCUAUGGGAGUGUAUGCUCUAGCUACCAUUGAGAUGGGCACAGCAUUGGAUUCUGGAUCAUUUAAAGUUCUUGGUGUAGUACUAACCCUCGCCACCAUUGCUAUAUGGCUAUUCCUGGUCUCCUUAUCCCUAUUUUAUGUCGCGCGUGGAAAAUUAUUUUAUGAACCUUACUUGGGAGAAGUGAGCCAGCCGCCCAAGUCCGUUGAAUCGAAGCGGCAGUACGACUUUGUGCCUCGAAAUAAGAUACCCCGAAUUUGGCGAUAUUUGAACAAGUUUACUGGCCUCAAAUGGUAA
This is a messenger RNA of Malassezia restricta, 1386 nucleotides long. Its product is annotated as plasma membrane sulfite pump involved in sulfite metabolism. Gene Ontology annotation, cellular component: plasma membrane. Lineage: Eukaryota; Fungi; Basidiomycota; Malasseziomycetes; Malasseziales; Malasseziaceae. The transcript has 2 exons. Gene Ontology annotation, molecular function: sulfite transmembrane transporter activity. Gene Ontology annotation, biological process: sulfite transmembrane transport; transmembrane transport. The coding region runs from base 1 to 1386 and encodes 461 amino acids. The record is from RefSeq and is a predicted model, not a curated record.